UUCCAGUUCUGUUCCUGUCAGCCAAUUGGUUCUUGCUACUUUCGUAGCUGGAAUUGGUGUACAUAUCGGCACGGCGCAAGCUUGCCAGUGGCACAGUGCCCCAGUGAUGGCUGAAGGAAGGAGGGAGAGUUUCAACCGCGCCCAGCGUUCUCUGAAGGCUGGCGCGCCGCACCUGGCAGGCCGCCAAGCAAGGCAGCCUCCGAACUCCUGGAUCGAGCAGGAGGUGCGAGCCAGGCUUGCGGAGUAUGAGAUGACUCCCGAGGUAACGGACCGCAUGUAUCGAUGCAUCGAGGUUCUGCAGGAAGUCGCGCAAGACAUGGGCCCGACUUGGCGCGUGCGCCCUUUUGGCAGCGUCGCCAAUGGCUAUGGCACGAAGUUCUCGGAUCUUGAUGCAACAUGCUAUGCGGUGCGGGAGGAGAAUGAGGAGGAGGAAGAACAGAAGCAGCCAGCAUCGGAAAUUCUGGGCGAGCGCCUUGCCCCGCUUCUGCGGGAGCACCCGCAGUUCACCAUGGCUCAGGAGGUUUUACACGCUCGCGUGCCCAUCCUAAAGCUUUGCUUUGAGGGUAAGUUGGAGGUAGAUCUCUCGUGCCACAAUACUCUACCGCUGCAGAACACCAAGCUACUCAAGGCCUAUUCGAGCUUGGACAAGAGGGUUCGGGAUCUCGUGAUUACAGUGAAGCUCUGGGCGAAGGCCAACGAAGUGUGUGGAGCAUCCCAAUCCCACUUGUCCUCCUAUGCUCUGACAUUGAUGGCUAUCUACUUCAUGCAGGUUCAUCCGAAGAUCAAGCUUCCCAUGCUGCCUGUGGCCGUUUUCAAGGAGAAUGGCGCGGAUGCAGAGCAGAAGGUCGCGGCAGCCCGCAGCUCCUGGACUUGCGCCCUCAGUCUUGGGCAGAUGGUCCUUCGUUUCUUUCAAUUCUACAGUCAGGAAUUUUCCUGGGGGCAUGAGGUGGUGUCGGUCCGUCAUGGUUUCUACCGGCUUGACACCAGCGAGCAGUUUGUGCAGAAGCUGAAGGGCAGGAAUUUCCAGCGGCUGCAUGUGGAGGAUCCUGUGGAUGAGACGCGGAAUUUGAAUUGCGUGCUGGGAGAGGUGCAGGAGAUGCAGCUGCGCAGGGCGCUUCAGGAGACCUACAUGCGCUUGCAAAGGCAGGAGCCCGUACGAUUUGGGCUGCCACCGCCAAAGGAGACCAAAGAGGAACCAUCUGCGGACGGCGAACCGGGAUCCAGUCCCGGGCGCACGGCGAUUCGGGUCUAUGACCACUUGCCACAACGACCGAUCGCGAUACCGGCGCCGUCCGUGGCGGAGGCUACAGGUCGCCCUGACGCGGAGACGACACCGAACGUUCGCACCCACAGCCUGAGUGAGGCGAGCACCACUGCCAGUCUCAGCUGUGCCUCGAGCACGGAUGAGGCGGCAACGUCGACGGAGGAGGAACAUGGAGCACAUGCCGCAGACAGCGCCUACUUGAUGGAAGAAUACGAGGCCGGCAGGGCCUAUGAUGGCCAUCUGCGGAAGGAGAGGAGUGGCCACAAAGGCACAGAGGCAUUCGGAAUGCCAGGAACGACGGAGGGCUAUGCGGGCAACCCGCCUUUGCAUACGCUCUUGCGAGGGACCGGUGUGCAGAACGCGGGCAAGGAGCUGCUUCUGCUCAUCAAGCCAGAUGUCUCGCCGCCGGCCGACAUUGGGCACGCUCAGUUUCCGGAGCCGUGUUUUCCACUGCCACAAGCACCACAGAGGGUGCCGUCCAUUCUGAAGACCGGGCAGACGGUAGGCACGAUGGCCCCUCCGGCAGCAAUGCCGGAGAAGCAGCCAACAGCGUCGGAACAGGCGACCCAGCGGAGGACGAGGAUCACGCGGAACAUCAUGGCGAAGGUAAUAUCGACUUGCGAGGCCCACAACCAGACCGAGGAGAAGGUAUGGCAGUGAGACAAAAGACGCAAUGUAUACCGACUUUUGUUUCCUUGUCUCUUCUUGGCUGCUCAUCUUUUUGGAUGUGCGGUCCACCCGUUAAGCCCAGGGCGCACUGUAGAGGAUCAUCCUGUGAAUCGUUUUUGAGCCCUACGGCUUGGCUGGUUGCAUGUACUGUAUUUCUGAUUCAUCGGCCGCCUGGACUAUGCGGACAGGCGUGGAGGCAGAGACAGUUUGAGUCCAUCUGCUCCGAAGAAGCCGAGUUUCCG
Messenger RNA from Effrenium voratum, 2175 nucleotides. NCBI's taxonomy places the organism in Eukaryota, Dinophyceae, Suessiales, Symbiodiniaceae. The record is from the annotation of a GenBank genome assembly.